This is a messenger RNA of Toxoplasma gondii ME49, 3325 nucleotides long. RefSeq names its product iron-sulfur assembly ATPase. Bases 815 to 2371 code for a protein of 518 amino acids. The transcript has 4 exons. Gene Ontology annotation, molecular function: ATP binding; ATP hydrolysis activity. The record is from RefSeq and is a predicted model, not a curated record. Lineage: Eukaryota; Apicomplexa; Conoidasida; Eucoccidiorida; Sarcocystidae.
AGCCCUUGCAUUCGUUCCCAUCUACUUCGGCGAGGGGCAAGGGAGGACAGCGUUCGUUUGAGUCAAGAGAAUGCGCUCCGACAUCUUCCGAAGGGUCGGCGGAGAAUGUGAAACGUUGCUGCUGACCGUCGGACACAUCGCACACAGCGUUCACUAUGACAACGCUCACCAAACUUUGUCAUUUUCUGUUCGCGUUUCUCCAAGGAUGCUCUUUUUGUCUGUAGCACUGGCGGUCUCCCUCUGUUCAGAUCAUUUAUUCCCUGAGAGAAAACCUCGAUGUUCGCCCACCUUAGCUGGGAUUUUGGCAGUGCUGAAUGUGGCAAGCCCCCUGAUCGUCGCCCCCCACCCCUUGAGUUGUUCGCUUUGUUGUCCUGCGUCGUCCUUCGCUUUUUCUGCUUUCUCUCCCGUCUUUGUUCUCCUUCGUCAGCGCUUUGUGCCUAUACGGGCAUUUUGCACGUGGUUUUCCGUACCUUUCGAUUUCUUCGUCACGCUGUAUGGUUUAGUAUCGUGGCUGAGUGCCAGUUGUCCCGGGUUGAGUGUAACAUGUGCGCGACGCACGCCGGUUCCAUUUGCACUCGACGGAUCUGUUUCUUCUCUCUCGGCUUUAUCCCGGCGGAGCAGGAAAGAGCGACUGGGAAACCGAGUUCCUACCGUUAGUGUGUUCCCUGCUCGUCCUCAAAGCCUCUAAAAACUGUUACUGGAGUCGUGAUGCACGGUUUUCUUGGGACAUCUUUAACUGUUUGUAGUCCCUUUUCUGUCUUCCGCGAACCUGAGUUCCGCUUGAUGAGAAGGCGUGGCAUUCCCUUUCGCGACCAUGGCGUCGCUACCAGUGUUCCUUGUUGAGCUUGACCGGUGGAAGCACCACGUCUGGCUUCGUCGCCUUCGCUGUUUACUUGUUUCCCCUUUCGUUUCUCUUUCAGUGCUCCCAGUUCUGUUGCCUUUCCUUUUCAAUUUCGUCACGUCCCCGGACAUAGUCCCCAGCUCUGCCUUGACGCUCAAAUCCACUUCUGCGUUUCUCUCUUCUCCGGCCUCGCGCUUCUCGCCUCCGCUGUCUCCUCUGUCUUGUGUCUCUUCUCGUCCUUCGUUAUCUCCUUCUUCCUCGGCCUCCUCUGCCCCGUCUUCUCCUUCGUCUGCGUCUCUCGGCGUUCGGCCUCACUUCAUCUCUGUCCCCGCUGCCUCGGGCACUGAGCUGGCAGCCUCGCUUUCCUCCACCACCUCUUCUUUUAUAGGUUCUUCAUCCUCCACGCGGCCGGCACUUAAUCGCGACUCUGCGUGCAGGCAGACUGUCUCCUUUCCAGCCCGCCUCUCGCCUACUCUCUUUCCACUGUCUCCAGACACAGAGGAGGGAAGAGGUAGCUUCAGCGACCUCCAGCAGCUGCGAGACAGCCGCGAGGAGAGAUUCGCCGCCCUCAAGAGCAUGCGUGAACAAGAGACACCUCGCUUCCAGGCCGAAGAUUGGACACCUGACCAGCCGCUCCUCGAGAUCAAAGACCUUCGAGUCGAGGCCGAAGAAGAUGGUCAAGAAAUCCUCAAAGGCGUGAACCUUACGAUCAUGCCGGGAGAGGUCCAUGCCAUCAUGGGACGGAACGGAUCGGGAAAAUCUACCCUUUCCAAGGUGCUCGCGGGGUACCCGAGCUACAAGGUCACCGCAGGCGAAGUUCGCUAUAAAGGCCUCGACUUGCUGGAGCUGCCGAUCGACAACCGGGGGCUUGCAGGUCUCUUCUUGGCUUUUCAAUACCCUAUCGAAAUUCCUCUCGUCAGUAAUCUCGAGUUCCUGCGAGUCGCCUUCAACGAAAGAAGAAAGUGGAAGAAGGAGCCCGAAGUCGUCAGCUACGAGUUUCGAGAGCUCGUCGAGGGCAGGCUGAAGGAGGUCGGCUUGGACCCGUCCUUUCUUGAUCGGCCUUUGAACUACGGCUUCAGCGGAGGGGAAAAGAAACGAAACGAAAUCCUCCAGAUGCUUGUUCUCGACCCCGAGCUGGUUAUGUUGGAUGAGACGGACUCCGGGCUCGACGUUGACUCAUUUAACAUCACCGCGAACGCCAUCAAACGCUUUUCGAAACGCAAAGGGAAGUCAUUCUUGGUGACAACACAUUACAAGAAGUUGCUGGACGUCCUUCAGCCUCACAAGAUCCACGUGAUGCAUGCGGGGAAAAUCGUCCUUUCAGGCUCCAUGGACCUCGCGGGGCAGAUUGAAGCAGAAGGCUUCCAGGCUCUCGUGGGAGCCGCUGCCGAAGGCGAAGAGGAGGAAGAACGAGAUAGGAGAGAAGACGAAGGCGAGAGAGAAGAACACGAGGGCGAGGACGAAGCCGAAUCCUUGCUGUCUCCCUCCGCCGCCGGAGGCGGCAGACGCAAUCUAGACCGCCUGCUCUAAUCUUUGUAGAAAUAGAACCAACUGAACGCCAGGUGUUCAUCUAACAAACAAUAAUAAUAAGGGAAUGCCAAUGUUCACAUCGUACCUCAAGUAUGCGGUGUAACAGUAAUUUCAUGCCAAACCGGUGGUUUCUUAGUAUUAGUGGUCUCCCUUCUUAGUCUAGGAUUGCUACCGAAGAAUCGAACUUAAGCGGAAAAAGCAAAAACGAUCGAGAAGUAAUAGGGGAAAGGAGAAAGCUAGAUAGCAGCGCGAACGGGGUAUCGGCUUUUUUGCGAUCUCCCUGUCUUCGUCAGCCCCAUACUUCAUUGGGGAAUCUCUGCGUUGGCUUUCACUUCGCUCUUUUCUCUCCUCCUAAGCGGUAUAUCUAUACCCGGUCUAGCUCUGAUCUGUAUGUUCUUAAUGCCGGCUUUGUACGGAGGAUAUGGUAACUUCUUUGUACCAAUCUAUAUUGGUGGUUCGGUUGUCCCCCCCCUCCCCAUCUUUAUCCCCGCCGUUCUUGCUUCGCGCUCGCCGUGGUCCUUCCCGCGCCCAGGUGUCUGUCUACUGGCUGCCCGCACUUUUUUCUGGCACUGAAAGGACUAUUCGCUUUUCUUUUGACUCCGCCCGAGCCUCUCUGUGUGGUGCGCGAGCGCGAAACACUGUGCCGCGGCGCCUUUACAUUUCUGCGUGAAAGUGAGGACGAACACGGGUGAGACGAGUCAGAGAACUGUAGAGCUGUACAAAACCACUCGUGAUAAGUCUUGGGCCCUCAGUGUGUCAAAACAUCCAUCUGUCUGGUUAUGGGUUUUCCUAUCUGCGGCUAGAUUGCAAUUCCAUCCGAAACCAGCAGUGUGCCAGUAUUUAUGCCAUCCCUUAUUAAUCUAGAACGGUCAUCUGAGGUUCGAGCUGGGCUGCAGCUACCUUGUUGCUGUUGUGUGUAGAGUCGAACACAUUCGAUAUACACCUUGUUCUCUG